AGAGGCUCGCGCGCGCGCGCAGGCCGCGCAGUACCUCAGUCGUGGGCAGGAUCGGCCACGAGCGCCACAGCCCCGCGCUGCCUCUCCCAAGUCCCUGCCCCGCCGCGGCGCGUCACUUCCGUCACCCCCGGCCGGGGUUGGGGCGGGGCGCGCGGGGUAGGGGGCCAGGUCGGAGGGAAGCCCGCCCGUGCCCAAGCCUGCGCCGGAGCAGGGACUACAUUUCCCGAGGGGCCUCGGCGGCGGCUGCGGCGACGGGCGCGGUAACGUCCCCCGGAAGUGGAGCCCGGGACUUCCACUCGUGCGUGAGGCGAGCGGAGCCGGAGACUAGACCAGAGGCCGAACUCGGGUUCUGACAAGAUGGCCGGGCUGCCCCGCAGGAUCAUCAAGGAAACCCAGCGUUUGCUGGCAGAACCAGUUCCUGGCAUCAAAGCAGAACCAGAUGAGAGCAACGCCCGUUAUUUUCAUGUGGUCAUUGCUGGCCCUCAGGAUUCCCCCUUUGAGGGAGGGACUUUUAAACUUGAACUAUUCCUUCCAGAAGAAUACCCAAUGGCAGCCCCUAAAGUACGUUUCAUGACCAAAAUUUAUCAUCCUAAUGUAGACAAGUUGGGAAGAAUAUGUUUAGAUAUUUUGAAAGAUAAGUGGUCCCCAGCACUGCAGAUCCGCACAGUUCUGCUAUCGAUCCAGGCCUUGUUAAGUGCUCCUAAUCCAGAUGAUCCAUUAGCAAAUGAUGUAGCGGAGCAGUGGAAGACCAACGAAGCCCAAGCCAUAGAAACAGCUAGAGCAUGGACUAGGCUAUAUGCCAUGAAUAAUAUUUAAACUGAUCCGAUCAUCAAGUGUGCAUCACUUCUCCUGUUCUGCCAAGACUUCUUCCUUUUUGUUUGCAUUUAAUGGACACAGUCUUAGAAACAUUACAGAAUAAAAAAGCCCAGACAUUUUCAGUCCUUUGGUGAUUAAAUGCACAUUAGCAAAUCUAUGUCUUGUCCUGAUUCACUGUUGUAAAGCAUGAGCAGAGGCUAGAAGUAUCAUCCGGAUUGUUGUGAAAGGUUUAAAAGCAGCGGCCCCUUCCUGCUUUUACUCAUUUCCCCCAUCCUGGUUUAAGUAUAAAGCACUGUGAAUGAAGGUAGUUGUCAGGUUAGCUGCAGGGGUGUGGGUGUUUUUCUUUAUUUUUUUUUGAGGGGGGAGGUAGUUUUAUUUUAAUUUUAUGGGCUCCUUUCCCCCUUUUAUGGUGAUCUAAUUGCAUUGGUUAAAAGCAGCUAACCAGUUAUUUAGAAUAUGCUCUCUAGCCAAGUCUAACUUUAUUUAGACGCUGUAGAUGGACAAGCUUGAUUGUUUGAACCAAAAUGGGAACAUCAAACAAACAUCACAGCCCUCACUAAUAACAUUGUGACUUUGCUGUCAAGUGUAGAUUCCCCCCUUCAAAAAAAGCUUGUGACCAUUUUGUAUGGCUUGUCUGGAAACUUCUGUAAAUCUUAUGUUUUAGUAAAAUAUUUUUUGUUAUUCUACUUUGCCUUUGUACAGUUUAUUUUACUGUGUUUAUUUUCCCAGUGUGACAAUCGUAUUUUAAAAUUAAAACUGAUGGAACAUUCUGUCCUGGUCUUCACCAUUUGACAAAUUGAAUGGCAAGGGGUAGAUUUUGCCAGUUUCUUUUCACUGAUACAGAUUUGUGUUAAGAUAGUGUUGAAUGGAGUAUUUAUAAACUGGCCCUGAGCAUGCAUAAAGCAUCAAUAUCUGACUUUUAACCUUCUAGGAAUUUGAAAUGUGUUUGUGUUGUCUGAUUAGACGAUCAUUGGUGUCUUGCCACAAUGUUGAAAUAUUACUGUACAGGAAAGUCACAGCAAAGAAAGCAGUUGUAACUGACAUGUAGGACUUUCACACUUCUGCCACAUUUUUGCUUAAAAUUUGGGUUAUGACCUUUUUCUUUGUUCUUGUCUGAAAAUUUCAUCUGUAACCUUUGGUGUGUUAUUAAGAAACACUGAUCUGAUAAUCAUUUGGGAUUUGCUGAGGCAUUUGUGAAUCUUCCUUAUAAACCUGCAGAUCUCAAGCAUCCAGCUUGCGUGUCAUCAGGAAGGUUUAUUCCUUUGAGAGCAUCAAAUCCUCAAAUCAAUGAUUCUUGCUUUCAUCCCUCUAGUAUUUGCUAUGGGAGCUCCUUUUAUUCUUUAAUUUGAAAUUCAGUAAUUUUUCUUCUUCAUUGACAGAGUUCCUCCCCUCACAAAAUUGUUCUUUAAGUCAUAAAUGUAGCCAGUCAUAAAUACAUAAAUGUUAACUUUUGGGUUGGAACUUUGUCUCUUGCAGUUUAAGGUAAUGGAUAUUGUAGCCCAUUUGAAUUUUCUUCACUCUUAUUCUCGUAAUUCUGGAGUUUCUUCAGAUUGUGGUGUAUUUUAUUGUGCUCCUAUGUAAGAUGAAGAAUUAACUAUUAAAAUUACAUUUUCAACAUA
Molecule: messenger RNA, 2435 nt
Organism: Cebus imitator (Panamanian white-faced capuchin)
Lineage: Eukaryota; Metazoa; Chordata; Mammalia; Primates; Cebidae
Gene: UBE2N
Product: ubiquitin conjugating enzyme E2 N
Exons: 4
Coding region: 358-816 (152 amino acids)
Source: RefSeq, a predicted model, not a curated record